UGCACCACCUCGCGUUAAAUUUAUGCUAAAUUAAAUAAUGGUGAGGGGAAAGUUGUAAAAUAUAAUCUAAUGAUGGAGGAAGAAGAUGGACAAACUGCUGUGGAUUAUUCCGCAGUCAAGUGCGAAGUGUUGACAAUCGUGGAACAUGAUCUGUAUUAAAAAGCGGUACUUCAACUGGAAUAGGCUACUCCUGCUGUCUUUGGGCUUGUGGCCUGACAAAGAAACAAAAUUCACUCGUAUUCAGGCAAGAUUGCUUUUUAGCCUCCUGAUGAGCAGCGUUCCAUUUCACUUCUCAAGACUCUUCAUUGAAGAAUGUAACAUUGAUUAUGUUAUCAAAAUAAUUGCUUCCGUUACAUUUUUUAUUAUGCUUAUUGUUAUCUUCAUCUGCUUUUGGACUAACAUGAAAAGUAUGAAAUAUUUAUUGAAUCAAUUGCAACACAUCUAUCACGAAUUAAAGGAUAAAAACGAAAUUGCUAUUUAUGACAAAUACGGAUAUAGUGGAAAACGUUUUACGAUCAGAUUGAUGAGUAAGAAGAACAUCCGAGAAAUAUUAUCCCAAUGUGUAAAAAUAAAUUUAUUUGCUGUGUGCAGCCUAUUUUUUGCUGGUACCAUGCUAUUUUCACCGUACAUUCUUGACAUCGUUAUGCCAAAAAAUGAAUCUUACGCAAUUCACAUCAUGAAACUAAUAACUAAGUACUUCAGGGUAUCAGAAAAGUAUUAUUUUUUAAGUUUUAUUUAUCUGAACGCAGCCUGUUCUGCAGGAGUGAUCGUAGUAAUAGGAACGGGAACAAUGAUAUUGUCAUAUUUCAAGCAUGCUUGUGGACUGUUUGAGAUUGCCAGCUACCGAAUGGAGCAAGCAAUGGCGAUCGAGUUGCUACAUGACCUUAAUACGAAAAAUGAGAUUAUAAUUUACAAGAAAAUAAUUUGUGCCGUAGACAUACAUCGCAAAGCUCUGCAAUUCGCUAAAUGUUUCAUGGAUAAACUUCAAGGAGCAUCCUUCUUUUUGAUAAUAGCUACUGUGCUUUGCUUGAGUUGCAAUCUUUUUGAACUAUUUCAAACUCAGUCCAAUACGGAGGAAGUGGAAGAAGUUAUAUUACACUUUUUUGCUGUGAUAGGUAUAGUCCUGUUUUUGUUCGUUACUAAUUAUUCUGGGCAAGAAAUUAUAGAUCAUAGUAAUAAUGUAUAUGUAACCACUUAUUUCUUUCUAGAUACACCGUUUCAUGAUAUUUAGCACCGAUACGCAUACAGAAACUAGUACUGUUUCUAUUACUAAGGAGCAGCAGAAUUUUGACCCUGAAUGUCGGCGGAUUAUAUGUAGCAUCUUUAGAAGGUUUCGCUACUCUGGUAAGUGCAUCAGUAUCUUACUUCACCUUCAUGCACUCAGUGCAAUAAUAAGUAAAAAUCUUGUAAUAAAAUAGAAUAUGAUUUAGCAUUAGUAAUUGGGAUAGCAUAGAUAUAAAAUGUACACAUUUAGCCUUUUUUUCAUGUUUAAUGUAAAAUGUUGAUUAUAACGUUAUUACAUAUACCGCACCUUGUAUAUAACAAAUUAUUUCGAGCUUCUUGAGGUAUGUAUUUUACAUCUUAAAGUUGUCACUUUAAAACUCAAUAAAUACGGCAACAUAUAUGAAUCUAAUUUUGAAUC
Ooceraea biroi (clonal raider ant) is the source of this 1642-nucleotide messenger RNA. RefSeq lists its product as uncharacterized. Gene Ontology annotation, molecular function: odorant binding; olfactory receptor activity. Gene Ontology annotation, biological process: detection of chemical stimulus involved in sensory perception of smell; sensory perception of smell. Lineage: Eukaryota; Metazoa; Arthropoda; Insecta; Hymenoptera; Formicidae. The record is from RefSeq and is a predicted model, not a curated record. Gene Ontology annotation, cellular component: plasma membrane.